Molecule: messenger RNA, 3342 nt
Organism: Owenia fusiformis
Lineage: Eukaryota; Metazoa; Annelida; Polychaeta; Sabellida; Oweniidae
Source: the annotation of a GenBank genome assembly
GCAUACUUUGUUCGAGAAAGUUAAUGUUUUAAGUUUUGAGGUGGAGUGAGGGGUCAACCUCAAAUGAAAUAACGUGUAUUGAUAUGCUCCCUUAAAAAACAGUGCAAUAAAAUACUUGUAGACUCAAUAUAUUAAUCACAUUUGAGAGCGACAAGAUAAUGACAACACGAUGUUUCGAUUUGUCGCUAAUGCAAGCCUGAUAUUGGGGCUUAUGCACUUUUUAUUCGUAUGCCCCCAAUACCAAAGGCACAGCUACCAAAUCAAGGAUAAAGCGAAGAGAGAAACAACAAGGCAUGGUGCAGAGCUCAACAUUUUAGAAAAUGAUUCAGAAGAACGCAAAACGCUAUUUUCACGCGAUACGAAAUCUAAUGUUUAUUUCCCUGCUUCGAGAGAAAAGAGGGAAAUUCAAAACGAAGCAUGCGAGUCGGUUGACAUAGAUUUCAAUUGUAAUGAUACAAAAAGAUCUUGCCGGGAGCGUUGUGGUGACAAAGUAACAUUGGAAAAUGCGACGAGCUUUGUCUGUCACUGUGAUGAGUUAUGUCAACAUUAUGGUGACUGUUGUAAAGAUUAUGGACAACAAUGCCGAGGUUGUAAUGCUACUGAACGAGGUGUCGACACGAACCAGACCUUUUUUGAUUUCGCAACUGACGAUGAAAGGUGCGCCCCUCUUUCUGUUCAUAACUCACAACGAUCAAAGUACCAAUGUACGCGUGUUCAAAGAGCCGGUCGUGUGUUCCUGAAAGCCAGUUGUCACACUGACUUUAAGGGGUCUGCAUUGGAGAAAAAGUGCUUCGGUGACGGUGAGACAUUCUCAAAUAUUCCCUGCUACGAUGUGAUUAAACGUACACACUACAAGAACAAAUAUUGCGCCGAGUGUGAUUACGUAAAAGCAGUUAAAUUUUGGAGACCAAAAAUCGAAUGCCUUUAUGGUGAACACUUUAACAAAUUAAAAGUUGGAAGCUUAAACAUCCCUCGAAUCAUGGAAUUGAUUGAAGAUUCGGGAGAUAUUGGUAGUGGGUGUAGAUACGAAUAUUUGGAACCAUUGUUGGACACAUACGAUCGCGAGAAUAUUCGGGGGUCUCUGCGUCCUUGCUUUAGCACGAUUUCGGAGUGUGGAUUUUGUAAGGACUCACGUCUGGAAGCACUUUGUCACACCCAUGGUUUAGAUCCGAUUCAAGAAGUCAAUUAUUUUCAUAAUAAGCACUGUUGGAAAUGUAAUCCGCAGUUACAUUAUGUAUCGAACUCGCAACUAUACCCUGAUCUUUGUCGAAUGGUCGAUAGCUCCGACGGAAGGGGGUUUUUACCUGAGGAUUUACUACUUGUUUCAUUUCAAAUUUUAAUGGACGUUAAGGGAGACACCAUCAACGUAAGAACCGUUCCGAAUGAACAACAUACGAGGAUAGCUGAAGUGGAACUUACUUGUUCUGAUGACCUGGUUCAAUGCCGAUUGAAACGAUGCCUUGGCAAUUUGAAACUUGAUGGGGAUCAAUGUAUUAUUCGUGACAAUGUUGUGAAAGUGGCGAUCAGUUGUAGAAUGCUGACAUGGCCAAAUUCAAAUUUCAUCUCGGCUUACAUCAAUUCACAAAUACUAUUUGAACUUUUUCCACCACUUCGCGUUGUUUCCGAUGAUACAACCAUUAAGACCGAUGGCAAUUGGAUAAACAAGACGUUCAAAUUCGAUGUUUUAUUUCAAGUCAAACCAAAUGUUUCGGAAAUAAUCAACAAAACAAUGGCGAACAGCAUUGGUCAGUUGGAGGAGAAAUUGAACAAUUUUCUUCUUUCGAACAAUAUGUCUAAUCAUGCAGUUCUCGGUGGUAUCGAGUACAAUGUCGUCUCAGUUCCCGAGAGAGCAGAUUCUACAGUGGCCCAAAAUAGAUCAGGUACAAAGUCAGCACACAACUCCGCUGAUACAACAACAGGGACAUUCAUAUUACGGAUGUUGAUGUGGUUUUUGAUUUUCAGAAUCAUCAUUCACGUGCGCAUGAACAUGACUUGAGAUAUAGUGAUAAGACAUACACCCACUAGGGUGUCAUUAUCACUGAUAUGUAUAUAUGUUUAUCAAGAUGUAGAGAUAUAGACUGAGAUAUUAAGAUCUAGACAGAAUUAUUAAGAUAUAGACUGAGAUAUUAAGAUAUAGACUGAGAUAUUAAGAUAUAGACAGAAAUAUUAAGAUAUAGACUGAGAUAUUGAGAUAUAGACUGAGAUAUUAAGAUAUAGACUGAGAUAUUAAGAUAUAGACAGAAACAUUAAGAUAUAGACUGAGAAAUUAAGAUAUAUAUAGAUUGUGAUAUUAAGAUGUAGACAGAGAUAUUAAGAUAUGGACUGAGAUAUUAAGAUAUGAACUGAAAUAUUAAGAUAUAGACUGAGAUAUUAAGAUGGAGACAGAGAUAUCAAGAUAUAUUAAAAUAUAGACAGAGAUUUCAAGAUAAAGGCAGAGAUAGUGAGUAAUUUGAAUCUGAUUUUUUCUAAAUGGAUGUUAAUACAGCAGAACCUGUGUAAGUGAAACGCCCUACGUUCUGCCAAAAAGUGUUCCACUUACGGAGGUGUGGGGUUCUUAAUCCUCCACAUAUUGCCAGUCUUUGGCACAAAGAUUUGGCAAUUAAGUUUUAGACUUGUUCCUUAUAAUUCAUUUGUUUUUAACUGACAUUCUUAAUCUUAUCUAUCAAGUUUGAAACAACACAUGUCCAUCUCUACAGGAGGUUAAUCCAAUUUUCUGAAUGAUAAUCUUAUGAAAUCCUAAUUUGCUGAUUAUCAAAUUAAUUAGUGGUAGCAUCAUAUGUUGAUCUCUAAAGGAGUUUGAUCCAAUUUGCUGAAUGGUAAUCCGUUAAAACCCUAAUUUGCCAACUAUCACAUUUAUUACCUGUUUUCAGUUACCAAGAUAUCACUCUAGGGGGUUAAUUCUGUAAAUACAUAAGUAUCAAUAUUGAAAUUCAGGGAAAAUUGACUGUUCCACUUAGCAGGUUAAUAUUUUAAUAUGGGGUGUUCACUGUUCAAGUUUGGAGGUGUUCCACCUAAGGAGGUUCAAUUAACAUUAAGUCAAUGGGUUUUUAAAACGUGACUUUAAAAAAGCGUUCCACUUGCGAGGUGUUCCACUAAGCAGGUUCUUUUAAGGUAUUAGUCUCCAUAUCUAGACCACAGUAUUCAAGAAUCAUUUAUUUUUCUUUUAAAUAUUUCUAUUGUGAUUGUUUUUAUUGUUGGAUGUACGUCGGUAAAAAUAUAUCCUAUUAUCUCAUGUGAAAGCAUAACUCGUGUUUAAGCGUAUAAGUAAACGUAAAAUUGAAGGUUGGCGUUUUGCAAAAAUAUGUACUUAUAUGUAGAGCAAUGUAUUGAUAUUUUGAAAUA